AUGCGCGGCUCACGGAAAAGAAAUAAUGCAAAUUCAACAACUCCCAAAGCCAAACAACGACGGCGUACCAAACCAAGUACCACCCAAUUCAAAUUCCAGAAAUGGAAGCCAGGUGGAUCUGCUUCGUAUCCAGACGAAGACGCCCCGGCGUUCAAUCUCGAAUCAGUGUCCCUAGCCUUAUCUCAAGGUUGGGAUCCCAGUACAUCUUGGACAGAAGAUGAGCUUGUCUUUCCGCCCCCCAAUUUUGGCUGCGUGGCACCCAUGUGUACUGACCCCUGGUCACAUUUUAAUACACCAAUUCACCGUGCUCUCUUUGAGAGACAGUUCGACGUGGCUCAAAUCUUGCUAGAUCAUGGCGCAGAUAUUGACCAGCUGAACGCUUCUGGCCGCACCGUACUCCACGAAGCUAUUGACCAAGGAAUCAACACGCUUACUCAGGGAUGGACCGAUAGAGUCCCAUGGAUCAUCGAACGCGGUGCCAACCUGGACAAGAAGACCGAGGACAGGGCCGUUGUUGUUGCUAAACAAUCGUAUAGUGGCGAACCACACCAAUAUCACAGAUGCGGCGGUAUCUCCCUAUUAAGGAUGGCCACCAUUGAAAGGGACGUGGCCAAGGUGCAACAUCUUGUUGCAGCUGGUGCCAAUGUUAAUAUGCCACUUGACGAAGACGGAUAUUGGUCCCCUCUUGAUGUUGCGUUUCUAAGCCGCCGGUUCGACAUGGUCGAGAUUCUUGAGAACGCUGGCGCAUCUUUUUCGACAGAAAUGGAGAACAGCACAUUUGGCGCCAAUGACACCGCAAAAACCAAGACAAGCAAUUUGUACCUUGGAGAAGCCAAGACCUUACUUUCUUUCUGUCUGUCCAACAAGAUUUUGCCUUUACCUACAGCCGAACAAAGUGACAGCAUCACUCUUUCUAGUUGCCGAGAUGUUUUUCGCUCGAUUGUCGAGACAGAUGAAUUUAGGACAGCCUGGAGCCAGCAAGGUAGCUGCGAUGCUCAUUCACGGUAUCAGGCUUCUUUGUCCAUAUUCUUUCGGAUUCUCUCAGAAAAAGCGCGGGCAAGAAACCCUUUAGAAAUACCAAAAUCUUAUUGCGUGCUUUGUAACGAUGUCAUUACCAAACUGAACUUAUCAACAUCUUCUGAUCUUCGACAUGCACCUACUUUGCAGGAAUUGGAGAGAACGUCUCAUGAUGGCUGUCCAUUUUGUGGCCUGCUGCUCGAUGCGCUCGACGCGAGCACCUCUACUGAGGGUAAUAAGGGAAACACCUCUCCAGGUACUGAUUCUGAAGAUACUACCAUCAUUUUACGCGUCUACAAAACAUUUAGCGAAUCACGUCUGCAGGUACGGCAAGGUGAUAGAGUUUCAAGCCUAAAGAUCAGCCUCCUAGAAGAGGAGUUUCUCAACUACUCCCCCGACAACAGCGAGGAUCAAGUUGAUGGGACUGGAUCUCUCCGAGCCCUGUCAUUAAGUAAAACCUGGUUGAAGCGUUGCAGAGAGUCACAUAUCGACUGUCGACGAUUGCACGAUUUGACAGACCCUAUUCUACCAACUCGCGUUCUGGACGUGACCGGCGGCACAUUACACAACCCAGAGAUCAAGCUCAUCGAAACGAGCAGAGUGAAAAGGGGGACAUACUGCGCCCUAUCAUACUGCUGGGGGAAGUCACGUUGCAUCACAACAACGAAGGCCAACUUAGCCAACCAUAAACAUGUCAUUCCUUUAACAACGCUUCCCAAGACAAUCAGGGAUGCCGUGCUGGCAACCCGAGGCCUCGAAAUAGACUACCUUUGGGUGGACAGCCUUUGCAUUGUGCAGGACGACACUGAUGACUGGGCAUUCGAGGCAGCAAGGAUGGGUGAUGUUUACGCAAAUGCUAUGCUUACAAUAUCCACCUUGUCCGGAACCGACUGUGACGACGGACUUUUCACGCCGCAUUCUCUCAGACAGCAAUACGUUCUGCCAUUUCCUAUACCCCCUACGGAGGGGCUUGCUCCGGACGCGCGAUGGUUGGUGCCCGCAAUACAGCCACCUGUGAAAGAAACCCGUUAUGGAGUGCUUGAGCUACCCCUUCGAGGACCUAUUCACUCCAGAGGCUGGACUUUCCAGGAGCAGAUGCUCAGCACUCGAAUCCUAUGGUUCAAUCAUGGCCACGUUCAGUGGGAAUGCCUGUCAAAAUUUGCUGUAGAUUCGUCUCCGGAUUCCAUGGGCCACUAUGAACAUCCUGGAAGAGACUCUGAUGAGCCGUAUCGCUCUCGUCGAAUGAAAGAGCAUCUACAGAGACCCUUCAAAGUCAACGUCACUCUUUCUCAAUCUGAGCAACAAGACCAUGGGACCGAGAAAGGAAAGUCCUGGGCAGAGGAAGACCGACUCGCUGCUUAUGCGGAAUGGGAGACUCUGGUAGCCGAUUACACGACAAGAAAUCUCACGAAAGAGUCGGACCGUAUUCCUGCAAUCCUUGGUCUAGCAAAUGUAAUGGGGCCGAUGUUUCAAUGUGAUUUCUUUAUGGGCAUUUGGAAAGGUGAACAUUUCCUCCGCAGUCUCCUAUGGCGAGUUCAAACUGUGUCAACAUGCGCUUCCCUGCAGUCCAGCAACUCGUACCCAUCUUGGACAUGGGCAUCGAAGCCUGGGUGCGCAAUCGGAUAUUCUAUGGCUAACAAAGGUGGAGGCCGCGCAAGUUCGUGGCCUACUUCGCUUGUUGCAAUAGAUGAUACCCACGUAUGGAACGGCAUAAAAGGUUCUAUCACUCUCAAGGGCCCCCUGGGUAAGAUCACGCCGGAUCAAAAGACACGUCUCAGUGAAAGCUUCGGCUUUUAUGUUAUAAAGCAGAUAUCUAUGGACCGUGAUCCAAAGGACAGUCUACCACCAGAGCUUUCUGUCUGGUUUAUUGAUAUUGUCAAGUUUGAGCACGGUGCUGAACAAGUGGGAUAUGGGUAUCCCAUGUGGCCUGAAGGCCAACCCAGUUCUGUCGUCAAGUUGCUUCUUGAAGCUGUUGACUGUGAGGAACCCCCGCGGGUAUUUAGGAGAAUCGGAAUUGCUCAUAUCGAAUCGGAAGAGCAGGAUGUUGUGUUGCGCGAGAUUAAAAUCGUCUGA
Fusarium venenatum is the source of this 3090-nucleotide messenger RNA. RefSeq names its product heterokaryon incompatibility protein-domain-containing protein. Lineage: Eukaryota; Fungi; Ascomycota; Sordariomycetes; Hypocreales; Nectriaceae. Gene Ontology annotation, molecular function: protein binding. The record is from RefSeq and is a predicted model, not a curated record.